Molecule: messenger RNA, 1720 nt
Organism: Nymphaea colorata (pocket water lily)
Lineage: Eukaryota; Viridiplantae; Streptophyta; Magnoliopsida; Nymphaeales; Nymphaeaceae
Exons: 11
Coding region: 133-1344 (403 amino acids)
Molecular function (GO): tRNA-guanosine(34) queuine transglycosylase activity
Source: RefSeq, a predicted model, not a curated record
CCUCGACCGACCGAAUCUGGUCCUGGUCCAAGAGAAGGUCCGAUCCGCCGCCAUUUUCAUUUCUGCACGUACCCUAACACAGCGGGUGCUCUUUCAGAGAGAAGAGGAGGAGCAGAUUAAGGGAGAGAGAGGAUGAACUUCGUGGUGAGGGUCUGUAAUGGCGGGGCUCGGUCAGGAGUUCUCCAACUAGCGAGUUGCCCGGCUCCCAUAGAGACGCCGGCCCUCGUAUUGCCGACGAGGAAGGGCCUGCCCAUGUUCAUCACCCGGGACCUCCUUCAAUCCCUCCCUUUCCCGGACUCCCACAUCUUCCAAGUUAGCCCCCUCCAUUUCUUGGAGUGCCCUUCACCAAAAACAAUUUCAAGCAUUGGAGGAUUGCAUCAACUAUUGGGAUUACAUGAUUAUGGCUUUGCAGCUGUGGCCAGGGAUUCACUUGUAUCUCUUCCAGAUUGUCAAGGCACAAAUAGGAUGGGUGCUUCUUUUGACGCACCUUCUGGUCGACGAUUGCUUAAGCCAGAAGAAUACAUGGAACUGAUGUGUUCUUUGAAGCCAAAUAUUUGGGCUAGUAUGGCAGAUGAAGUUCCUGCAUGGGUUUCUGAAAAGAGGAAUGUGACUUCUGUAGAUCGAACUGUACGUUGGCUCGAUGAUUGCAUUUCUCUAGAUCCCGCAAAUGGUGCAGCCAUUUUAGGGGCCAUUGUUGGAGGAUCAAGUUUAGAGCAACGCAGGAGAUGUGCUUGUGAAGUUGCAAAGCGAAAUGUCACAGGUUUUUGCAUUGGAGGCUUUGGACUUGGAGAGGAUAUGGAGGAACGCCCUGCACUUCUUAAUGCAGUAACGGAUGCCCUGCCAAAGGAAAAAGUUCGGUAUAUAUGUGGUCUUGGACUACCAGAAGAGGUUUUGCAAGGUGUCCAUGCAGGCAUUGAUCUCUUUGAUACCACGUAUAUUUAUCAUCUUACGAUUGGCGGAUUUGCUCUAGUUUUCCCUUUAGAUGAUGGUGAUGGAUCUACUCGUGAUUCUGUGCCACAUCAUGAAGGUGGUGAUUUCACAAAGAUAAAUCUGCGUGCAACCAUCUACAGGAAGGACACCUCUCCCCUUGUUGAGGGCUGCAGCUGCUACGCCUGUCAACAUCAUACAAGAGCUUACAUAAAUCACCUACUCAAUGUUCAUGAAAUGCUAGCACAGAUUUUAUUAGAGAUCCACAAUACACACCACUAUCUGGCCUUUUUUCGACUAAUUCGAGAAGCAAUUAAGCAAGGGAAUUUUGAGCAGUUCAGAACAAAUUUCAUUGCACAUAGACGGAAUCACCUUGUCAGAUUUGAAACUUCUAUGGUUGAAGUUUUGAGUGGUUAAGAACUGUGCAAGGUAAGAUUAUCAAAUGCUUAUGAGUUCAGCAACACCAAGCACUGGGCAGGUCGGCGUGUUAGAUCUUUGAUGCAACUUAGUGCUGGAUGGAGUUUUGUCUUCGUGGAUCUAAUAUGAUGUGUGAGGCCUUGUUUCCUGUGAUUUUCAUGUCAAAGAUGGCAGCCUUGGCAAGGGUGGGAAGAGAAAAACACAGCCACAGAAGAAAUUGUGAUGUUUUUUCCCUAGUGCAACUCUUGUUCAUAUUCUUAUAAACGCCCAACUUUUUUUUCUUAACCAGUUUUGAGUGUAAUGGUUUGCCUAUCAUGUUUGGAUUAAAUGAAAAACCUGCUUCAUUGUGAGUUCCGUGUAACAUGGAUUUUUUUUU